AACAAAAUACCAUCUUUAAUUCACACCCAUUUUUAUAUUUUCUCUCUAUUUUUUCUUUCUAAAUCGCCGAUCCAAUCGCCCGAUAUCUUUCUGCGAUCAUUGCGCCAUUCGUUGUUUUUUUAUUCGCCAUGGAAGAUUAUUGCGAUGUCCGCCGUGCUAUUCUUUACCGGCGGCCGGAUGGAAUCGGCGUUAAUGUGGCGGCGGGAGAUAGGUUUCCGCCGUGGAGUGUACCGGAGACGAAGGAAUUGCUUGCGAUCAGAGCGGCGUUGGAUAGAAGCUUCUCGGAAAUGAAACAAAAUAGGAUGCUCUGGAUUUCGGUGGCCGAUAAAAUGAAGGCCAAAGGCUUCAAUCGGAACCAUGAGCAGUGUAAGUGUAAAUGGAAAAAUCUCGUCACUCGUUAUAAGGGUUGUGAAACUAUGGAUCCCAAAGCUCAAAAGCAGCAAUUUCCGUUUUACAACGAUCUUCACACCAUUUUUACUGCAAGGAUACAAAAUAACUGGUGGAUCGAAGCCGAAGACCGAUCAGGAGGCUCCAAAAGGAAAGCCACAGGGCGAUUCUCUAACGAAGAAAACGACGAAGAUGAAGACGAAGACGAAGACAAAACAUUCGGGUCAACGAAAACGAAAAAAGGUACAAAAAAGGGGAAAUGGAGGAAAGAAGAAGAUGAGAGGAAUUUGAAGGAAAUAUUGAAGGGUUUUGUGGAAAGAGAGAUGGAAAUGGAGAGACAAUGGAGAGAAGCAUUUAGGGUUAGAGAGGAAGAGAGAAGGUUAAAAGAGGAAGAAUGGAGAAUGAAAAUGGAAGCCAUUGAGAGAGAGAAGAUGAUGAUGGAAAUAUUAUGGAGAGAAAAAGAAGAGAAGAGAAGAGAAAAAGAGGAAGCAAGGGCUCAGAAAAUAGAUGCUUUGAUCUCAGCUUUGUUGAGAAGCCUCACAUAAUAAUUAAGAUAUAAGGUUAUAAAGGUAUGUACUUGUUCAAGCUCUCUCAUCUCAUUUUAUGAUUAAUUUAUACUUUUAUUUUUUAGGAAUUUUUAACCAUAAAAGAGGGUUUAAUUAAU
Molecule: messenger RNA, 1051 nt
Organism: Benincasa hispida (wax gourd)
Lineage: Eukaryota; Viridiplantae; Streptophyta; Magnoliopsida; Cucurbitales; Cucurbitaceae
Product: Homeodomain-like superfamily protein
Source: RefSeq, a predicted model, not a curated record